AUGGAAGAAGAAUUUAUAAAAGAAGAUAAAGAAAGUAUUGAAGGCAUUGGGGAAGGUGAACCUGAAGAAGGGGAAAUUAUGGAUGAUGAAGAAGAAAAAAAUCAGAUAAUAAUUAAAAAAGAAGAAAAACAACAAAAAGAAAUAAAACAAAAAAUAUCAGAAUCAGAAAAAAUAAAAGAAAAUAAAGAAUCAUCUCCAAAUCAUUGUUCUUCGUUACAAUCUUCUGAACAACAAUUAAAAUCUGAAUUUCAAAGGGGAAGUAGUUCUUGGCGGAAAUCUUUCGGUUUUUCUGGCGGUCAUCAUGGGGGAAGUGGACGUGGUUCAAUUGGUAGUAGUAGAUUUUCAAGGGGUGGGAAUGAUUCAAAUGCUCGUUAUCGUGAUUUUGAUGGACGUGUUGCAAUGGUAGAGAAUUGGGGAGGGGAAGGGGGGAGGGGGGGGGGGUUGAGUAAAUUUCGAGGGAAAAUUGAGUUGAUAAACUUCGAGGGAAUUUUAAAAAAUAAUGAAAAUGAUGAAGAGAAAUAAUAAAAAUA
Meloidogyne enterolobii is the source of this 530-nucleotide messenger RNA. Lineage: Eukaryota; Metazoa; Nematoda; Chromadorea; Rhabditida; Meloidogynidae. The record is from the annotation of a GenBank genome assembly.